CUCGUUUGCUUUCAUUUGCUUCGGUUCUCUUCUACGGUCGAUCCGUUCACCUUUCCUUUCUUACGCUUCCUCCAUAUUCACUAUUCGUUCGUUUCGUUUGAAGGCUGAGCCAGUUGACUUCCUAUAUUCGUUUGGAGCCUCAGCGCUUCAAUAUUAUUUUAUUCUCUAAUAGUAUUCUUGACUAUUUCCCCCACCUAUACAGUCUCUUCCGCUCUCCUUCAUACGCGUAACCAUGCGAUUCUCCAGAAGCUAUGCGCCGGCAAUCUUUGCCCUCGUCUCUGUCGCUGCUGCCAGCCCGCCGCCAGCGAUUCAAAUCGUGACAGAGACGGUUCACCAAACAGUACAUGUGACCCUACCAGCAGAGACUAUACACAUGACGGAAACUCUCAAGGAAACCGUCCAUGUCACUCUGCCACCACAGACUCUAAAAGAGACUGUCCAUGUAACGUUGCCGCCGCAGACGGUGAAGGAGACGGUGAAGGAGACCGUCCAUGUCACUCAACCUCCAGAGACAGUUAAGGAGACGAUACACGUCACCCUACCGCCCCAAACUGUAAAGGAGACGACAACAGUGAAGGAGACAGUGCACGUUACGCAACCAGCAGAGACCGUGAAAGAGACGGUCCACGUUACGCAACCACCACAAACUGUCAAGGAGACGGUCCAUGUUACGCAACCGCCACAGACUGUUAAGGAGACGGUCCAUGUUACCCAGACUGUAAAAGAGACAUUGCAUGUGACAUUACCCCCCCAGACAGUUCACGUCCCGGUGACCCAGACUGUCCACGUCACGCAAACCGAAGUUAAGAAAGAGUCGAUUACGCUACCCCCUCAGACGGUCAAGGAGACAGUGAAGGAGACGGUCCACGUCACGAUCCCCGUAACGAAGGUGGAGGAGAAGCUCCUCACCGAAACGAAAGUACAGACUGAGCUUAGGACGCAGACGCAGACGCAGGUCGCGACUCAAACGAAGGUCGAGACCAAGCUUGAGACCAAAUUAGAGACGAAGCUCGAGACGAAGCUCGAGACCGUACACGUCACGCUCCCGCCCCAGACUGUUAAGGAGACCGUACACGUCACGCUCCCUCCCCAGACUGUUAAGGAGACCGUUCACGUCAGCGUGCCCGUUACCAAGGUGGAAACCGUCCAUGUUAGCGUACCAGUCACGAAGGUAGAAACCGUGAAGGAAACCGUCCACGUCAGUGUCCCCGUGACGCAGACGAAGUUGGAGACCGUCAAGGAGACUGUCCAUGUCAGCGUGCCCGUAACGCAAGUACAAACCGUCAAGGAGACUGUUCACGUUAGCGUUCCCGUAACGCAGGUGCAAACCGUCAAAGAGACCGUCAAGGAGACUGUCCAUGUCAGCGUCCCUGUGACAGUCACGCAAUCGGUAGCGGUCACCAGGGUCGAGACCGCGAAGGAGACGGUCCAUGUCAGUGUUCCUGUGACUGUCAAAGAGCCCGUCCAUGUCACCGUCACGGAGCCAGUACAUGUUACUGUGAAGGAGCCUGUCACUGUGAAGGAGCCUGUACACGUGACUGUGACGGAGGCCGUUCACGUCACCGUCAAGGAGCCGGUCCAUGUCACCGAAACAGUCCACCUGCCGCCGCAGACGGUCAAGGAGACCGUCCACGUAACCGUCACCGGCCACGCCGAGACUGUCAAGGAGACCGUCCAUGUAACUGUCACAGGUCACGCCGAGACGGUCCGUGAGACGGUGCACGUCACUCUGCCUCCUCACGUCUCGACAGUUUCCCAGGUCGUCCACGUUACCGUGACCGAAACCGCCCUCCCCGCGGCCCACUCGACCAUCGUACUCCCACCGUUCGUGCACGAAACUACGCCGGCCCUGGUCCAUGAGACGACGACAACUGCCUUGGCCCACCAGACGACGACAUCAGCGGCCGUGGUCCACGAGACGGCUACGUCAGCGGCCGCGGUCCACGAAACCAGCACGCAAGCUGCGGUUCCCGAAACCACUACGCAGCCCAUAGUCCACCAGACGAGCUUACUCCUGCCAGUGGCGCAGGAGACCGCCCUGCCCGCAGUUCACGAGACGCCGACGGCUGUGCAGCACGCCGCAUCGUCUAUUGCCCUGCCCAUAGUCCAAGUAACGGCCGCAGCUUCGCCCGUCGGGGCAUCGGCGGCGCCGACGACGAUUCCGCCGCUAGCAUCUUCGAUAUCACUCGGAUACAUGCUCCCGCAAAACGCUAGGCGGUGGCGGGCGUGAGGUAAUUAAAGGAGGGGGACCCAAAAGCGUGAUUGAAUAUAUACCUAUAUACAGUACACUGUAAGAGCGGGCGAAGAGAAAAUACUAUUAACGACGGGUUUAGCGGGAGGGGGGGGAUAAACACACUCUGAAAUACCGGAUGGGCUAUUCAUAGGG
Messenger RNA from Durotheca rogersii, 2386 nucleotides. RefSeq lists its product as uncharacterized. NCBI's taxonomy places the organism in Eukaryota, Fungi, Ascomycota, Sordariomycetes, Xylariales, Xylariaceae. The transcript is spliced from 3 exons. The record is from RefSeq and is a predicted model, not a curated record. The coding region runs from base 233 to 2230 and encodes 665 amino acids.